Molecule: messenger RNA, 3875 nt
Organism: Microplitis demolitor
Lineage: Eukaryota; Metazoa; Arthropoda; Insecta; Hymenoptera; Braconidae
Product: solute carrier family 41 member 1
Exons: 7
Coding region: 253-1815 (520 amino acids)
Biological process (GO): monoatomic cation transport
Cellular component (GO): plasma membrane
Molecular function (GO): monoatomic cation transmembrane transporter activity
Source: RefSeq, a predicted model, not a curated record
CAUUGUUGUUUCUCGUGUCUCAUUGACGUGGUUAAUCACUUUGACAUUCAAUUGAAUUUCAUAAUUCAUAUAAAUUGUCUACAAAAUUGACAACGAUGAUUUAUCAUUACAAAUUCUCAUCCACAUAAAAAAAAUACUUGGCCAUUUUUUAAUGAUUCUCUACACGGUUUACAUUAAAUUGAGAUAAAUAAUAAUGUGGGAACAGCAUGAUAAUGUGCUUUGUGGUGAUCUACAAGUAUCUUGUCAUAGAGAAUGAGCAAUGCAGAAAUCGGGACGCAUGAUCUCGAGAAAAAGAGCCGAUUGCGAUAUAGAAACAAAUUUGAAAAUAAAAAAAAAUAUAGAGAAGAAAUGGUUGGUUUUGGACAUGGAGAGUCACUUAGCAAAGCACUUGCAGAUGUGACAACAGAGCUUACUGUUUAUUCAGACGAUUCAAGUGAUGAUCAAGAUACUAGUCGUCUUAUUUCUUCCUCAUCAUUGUCUUUGCAGCCACGUGUUAGUUUCGAGGAAUCCAAAAAAAAUGGAAUAAAAACUAAACGUACGGAAAUUGAAAAAGAAGAUGAAAAUGUUUGGACUAUUUCUGUACAGAUGUUUAUUCCUUUUUUACUUGCUGGAUUUGGCAUGGUCGCAGCCAGUCUGUUACUUGAUGUUGUUCAACAUUGGCCAGUGUAUCAAGUAGUAUCAGAGGUAUAUAUUUUGGUACCAGCAUUAUUGGGGUUGAAAGGAAACCUAGAAAUGACUCUGGCCUCCCGUCUGUCUACCCAAGCAAAUCUAGGUCACAUGGAUACAGAGAAACAGCAGUGGACGUUAAUAAUCGGUAAUCUAGCUUUAAUCCAAUGCCAGUCAAUGGUGGUUGGUUUAUUGGCGUCCUUGGCAGCAGUGAUCUUUGGAUGGAUACCCGAAGCACACUUUGAUAUUCACCAUGGACUAUUACUGUGUGCUAGUGCACUUGUCACAGCCUCUGUUGCUAGUUUCCUGCUUGGUCUUGUAAUGGUUGCAGUUAUACUAUUCUCUAAACGGAUGAAUAUUAACCCUGACAAUGUUGCCACGCCAAUUGCCGCAUCACUCGGUGAUUUGACAACUCUUGCAUUACUAUCAUGGAUAUCCUCACUUUUAUAUAGUGCCAUUGACAAUCAAACAUGGAUAGCUCCUACUAUGAUCAUUUGCUGCUUAUUAGCAACACCUGUUUGGGGAUAUAUUGCUGCUAGAAAUCCCUUUACUAAAGAAGUUCUUAAUUACGGUUGGAGUCCUGUUAUUUCAGCUAUGUUAAUUAGCAGCAUUGGUGGAUUAAUUUUAGAUUUCACAAUAUCAAAUUACAAAGGUAUUGCUGUUUUUCAAUUAGUAAUAAAUGGCGUUGGAGGUAAUUUAGUUGCCGUUCAGGCAAGUCGAAUAUCUACGGCACUUCAUAUAGAACAACAUAGUGGAAAAGUUGAAAAACCACCUAAAAUUUGUAUUAGUCUUUUUGAUGCAUUUUUAGCUCCUGGUGGACAUUCACGGAUUGCAAGAAUUUUAUUGAUGAUGGUAAUACCAGGUCACUUAAUAUUUAGUUAUACAAUAAGUUAUCUUAAAGCAGGACAUACUUCAUUCACGGCAACAUUUAUUGUUGUGUAUUUACUUGCGGCACUUUUACAAGUAAUUUUACUCUUAUAUUUGGCUCAACUGAUGGUUGUUUGGAUGUGGACACAUGGAAUGGACCCUGAUAGUUCAGCGAUCCCAUAUCUAACAGCUGCUGGUGAUUUAUUGGGUACUGCAUUACUAGGUAUCGCUUUUCAUAUUCUUUAUGCAAUUGGUGAUAAAGAUUCAGAUGUUGGUGAUUAGCCAGCAAGUAAAUUCGCUCAUUUUUUUUUUCCUUCGUUGCAUUAUGUACAAUUUUAUAAUUUUAUUUUAUUGUUUAAAAAAAACUAUUCAUAAUUAGUUAAGUCUUUAUUUUAUUAUUAUUCAGGCUCAAUAUACUAUUUGUACCUGAAAUUAUUAAUAGUAAUAAUAUUUUUUGGGACCUAAAAAUAUUAAAAUAGUUAAACAGUGGCCUGAAAUUUUUAUAAAUUAAACAAUCACAUAGUCUAACUUGUUUUUUACAGUAUUUUAAUAUAAGUAUAAUUAUAUUGUCUUAAUUUUAUCGUGAGAGGAUCUACAAUCCCUAAUAUAAAAAAAAAAAAUUUUUUAAUUAAUCAGUUUAUUUAAAAAUAGUUAUUAAAUAUCUAAAUAUGGUGCUAAUUUGUAGGAAAUAAAAUUUUAUAUGGGUAAAUAUUUCAAAAAUAAAAAUUUCGAAUUAAAAGUUAUAAAAAUAUAUAUAUAUAUCUAUAUUUUUAUAUUUUUUCCUAAAAGGAACGAGUGUCAGGGGAAUAAAAUUUCAUUUGUGAAAUUAAAAUUUAAUUAUAUGUAUAAAUUAAACAUCAUUAAAUGUUUAAUGUUAAAGUGUAGUUACAAACUACCCUGAGGAAUUGAAUAAUAGUAUGAAAUUAAUUUUUAAUGUUUUAUAAUUGCCAAGGGAAUGAUAUUCUUUAGAUAUUAACAGAGAAAUGGGUAACAACAUAUGUUAUUUUGAGUUUGUUAUAUAUGUAUUUAUUUUCGUCAUUUUCUUUAUUUUUGGUUUCGUUUAACUUAAUUACUUUCUUGACUUCCAGUCAUUGCUUGCGCUGACCUUUGCCGAUUUUUUUUGUUGUUGAAUUAUUUAAUUAAUUGAUAAAAACAAAAUCUAAAGUCAAAAAUAAAUAUUUUAAAUAGUUUUCGUAGCUUAUAAUUAAUAAAUCUAAUUAUUAUUAUUUUUUAAAAGAAAAAACAAUCCAUGUACAACGAAACUCAUUAAAUUUUAUAUAAAUUUUAUUCCGAUUUAAUUUCUAUCUGAUUGCUUAAAAAAAAAAUUAAUUAUAUGAAAAUCUAUACCUCUAACACUGCCAUUUAAGUAGUGAAUAUUUGAAUUUGAUACUAAAAAAUCUCUAUAUGAUUGUUCCAUUCAAGUAUCAAAUAAUAUAAAAUUUUUCAGUUAUUAUAACUCAACAAAAUAGGUCGUGUUGAAAAAAUAUUUAUCAUUUGAAAUUUCACUCUAUACUUACAUACACUAUUAUUUUUAGAGGAAAAUUAUUGAGAAAAAUUAUAGAAGAGUUAAUUUCAGAUAUAAAUAGUCCAGUAAUAAGAUGCAAUUAGUUUUAACAUGACUUAAUUCAUUUACGGCAAUAAAAUGAGAAUUCAUUUCACACGCUUGUGAAAAAUUAUUUUUGAAUUUAUAUACUGGUAUUUAAAUAUAUAUAUAUAUAUAUACGCAUAAUAAUAUAUAAUUACAUUGAAGUUUAUUAUACAAGCUUGUAAAAAAAUGUUAAAAUGAUAAUUGCACUUUUGAAAUAUUUACUUAUGUAUAUUAAUUAAUUAUUAUAAUAAUUGUAGAUACUUACAAUUUGAUAUUCAAAUCUUGAGUGUUUUUUAUAAAAUUUUUAAAGCCAUUUACACUCUUUUUAUUAUUAAAAUAAAAAUUAAAAUUAAAUUAGUAAAAUAAUUUUUGCACGCAAAUAAAUCAAUAUCGAGCUUAUAAAAUAGUCCUUGUACUAAAAACGUCGGACACUAUACUGUGAUUCUUAUUUCAUAUAUCUAUAACAAUUUAGGCCAGUAUUUUUAAAACUAUUAAUAAUAAAGUACCGUAUAUAUUAUUAUUAAUAAAAAAUAUCAAAAUUGGUUUAUAAUAAAAAAAAAAAACACUAAUUGAUUAAUUUUGUUACGUAAAUUUUAUUUCGAGCUAAAAAAAAUACAUUGAAUAUAUUUUUGUUAAUUAAUUAUUUAAGUAAAAUGCAAUAAAAAAUUGAAUAAUCUUAAAUUUAAAAAUUUUAUUUAAAUUAGUAGUCAGUACUGUAAUUAAUAAUUAAUUAAUAAUGCCAUUAUAUUAAAAU